UCCUGUGCCUUGACUCCUGCCUGUUUGACCACGUCUUGCCUUGCCCCUGCCUGUUUGUGUUUGCUAUUAAAAACCUCUGCAAAAGGAUCCAAACGCCUCCGCCUGCUCCUUACACCUACCAGGAAAGAGCGUGCCUUUUGCCUGUCGCCCUUCCACGCUGUGACUGCUUAACUGGUCAUACAGAAGUUUCAGCUGGAAAACAAGUGAUUCUGAUAGGAAUGAAUGGACAAUACAACUUGUCCCUUCCAACAGUCAGUUGUUCAUGUGGAAAAAUUCUGGAUGUUGGCAUUGGUGAUUUGGUGGACAGUGGAUACUGGCCGGCCACGGUAAAUUUUGAGACUGUGCACACCAUGGAUCUGUUCACUUCGUACGAAGAUCUUAAAAUUACUGCACCAGCAAUGUCACGGCAUGCUUUUAUUGGCAUGCUUGAACAGCGCACUAAAGUUUUUGGACGAAGUGGUAAAAUCUGCUGCGACACUAUACAGACAUCUUUUCUGGAAUGGUGCUAUGCAAAAUUUGAAGUGGAGAAGCUUUCCCAGGUGCAUCACUUUGAUUGCCCAGUAUGCACACCCUCCAUGUUGGCUGUGGCUGUGGAUGGGAACCGCAAGCUUUACUGCUUCAGAAGCCAACCAGGACCUGAUGGGUUUUUUGACGGAGUCUUUACGGCAAAAGAUGCUGAGGUGGCCUCCUUUGUGGACUACAUCCAUGAAUCGACACAACAUAAUCCCGGAAAGGGAAGAUGUGGCACAGCCGAGUGGCUUGCAGCACGAGAAACCUCUCACAAAUCUGCCAGCAAAGUAGAUGAGGAAGGUGUAGAGGUUGCUGUGUGCCGCCACGGGAUUUUGUUGAAGGCCCUCAAUAUGUUCCGUGGAGAAAUUUUUGCCUAUCCACUUUAUAUUCAAAAAGUACUAACCACAAAGAAUGUCGAGUUUUUCUGCUCUGAUGUGAUAUGCAAAUAUUGGCCGUAUUUGCAGAGGGUUGUGCGCCACUGCCCUGAAUUGCAGGACUUGUUGGCAAUGCGUCCCUUCCUAUCAAUUAGUUGCAAUGGGGUGGACGAAACCAGGACGGAGCAGGAGCGACCAUAGGGGAGGAGGUUGAGCAAGUGAACAGCUUCCUCUCCCGGGCAGCUAUCUGUUCUAAGUACAUGUCCAAAGCUGGUAAAUAUAUUAUAGAUUCAUUUAAAUUGUUUUUUUGUUUUUGCUGAGUUAAUAAUACAUUUUACUUGAAGUACGCACAGACAUGCUUACCAUCCAGGCCAUUGGAUGGAACAAGCGGAAGGUGGAAAAGCUGGACCUGACACUGGCCAAAAGAUAUAUCAAGGUAAAAACUUAAUAUUUGCUUGUCUAUGAUGCUCGGACUUCUUUCUCUUAUGAUUUUAUUGCUUUGUUUUUGACAGACUGUACAGAGGAUUUCUGAAGCUUCGGCAGAUCUUGGAAAGCUGACUCAAGAUCUAUCUACACAAGAAGAUAUGGUCCAGCAAUGGGUGUCUGAUGUCAAAGAGUGGGCUGCAGAACCAACUGGUCAUAAUGAUCUCAAAGACCAUUGAGGGACUCUAUCUAAGCAUAAAGCAAAGGAAAUACAACCUGUACCGCAAGGCUGAUGGCAACAAACGGCGACAUCAACUGCGAAAAAAGAUUGCGCCUGAAAAAAGAGCCCUAGAGGAUGCAAUCAGAAAAAGAAACGCUGAUUUGGAUGAAUCCGACAAAUUGCCAUCAGCUUAUGCACUUUUUUUCUGUUGAC
This is a messenger RNA of Oryzias melastigma (Indian medaka), 1740 nucleotides long. RefSeq lists its product as uncharacterized. The coding region runs from base 219 to 1085 and encodes 288 amino acids. The record is from RefSeq and is a predicted model, not a curated record. NCBI's taxonomy places the organism in Eukaryota, Metazoa, Chordata, Actinopteri, Beloniformes, Adrianichthyidae. The transcript is spliced from 9 exons.